This is a messenger RNA of Nestor notabilis (Kea), 768 nucleotides long. RefSeq names its product clarin 1 (gene CLRN1). Lineage: Eukaryota; Metazoa; Chordata; Aves; Psittaciformes; Psittacidae. The coding region runs from base 1 to 768 and encodes 255 amino acids. Gene Ontology annotation, biological process: sensory perception of sound; equilibrioception. The transcript is spliced from 3 exons. The record is from RefSeq and is a predicted model, not a curated record.
AUGCCAGCCCAGCAGAAGAAAAUAAUCUUUUGCAUAGCUGGGGUACUGAGCUUUGCUUGCGCACUGGGGACAGCGGCAGCCAUCGGCACACAGCUGUGGGUUAAGGGGACGAUACUCUGCAAGACUGGAGCCCUGCUUGUCAACGCCACUGGCCAGGAGCUGGAGAAGUUCAUUGGUGAAAUCCAGUAUGGGCUUCUCUAUGGUGAGCGUGUGAGACAGUGUGGACUUGGGGGGAGACCUUUCCAGUUUUCAUUUUUUCCAGAUUUGCUCAAAAUUAUCCCUGCAAGUAUCCAUGUUAGUGUCAUUCUCUUCUGUACAGUACUGAUCAUCUUUGCUCUGGUGGGAGCAGGUUUCUUCAUGUUCAAUGCUUUUGGCAGCCCAUAUGAAACUCUGCAUGGCCCUGUUGGGUUGUACCUCUGGAGCUUCAUUGCAUGUAACAUUUGGUUGCAACAUACAACACAUGGCCUUGCCAAGAUGAUUAACACCUCCCCCUCUUUUUCAGGUUCCUGUGGGUGCCUCAUUAUGAUUCUAUUCUCUUCAGAAGUGAAAAUCCACCACCUUUCAGAGAAAAUUGCUAAUUUCAAAGAGGGAAGUUUUAUAUUCAAGACUCACAGUGAACAGUUUGCAAAUUCAUUCUGGAUCAUCCUGGUUUGCUCCCUGGUGCAAUUCCUGAACACUUUGCUAAUACGGUUUGCUGGAUUUGAAUGUCCCUUUUCAAAAUCAAAAGAUUCAGGGACCAUCACUGGAGCAGCUGACCUGAUGUAUUAG